This is a messenger RNA of Metopolophium dirhodum (rose-grain aphid), 1165 nucleotides long. RefSeq lists its product as uncharacterized. The record is from RefSeq and is a predicted model, not a curated record. NCBI's taxonomy places the organism in Eukaryota, Metazoa, Arthropoda, Insecta, Hemiptera, Aphididae. The coding region runs from base 262 to 936 and encodes 224 amino acids. The transcript is spliced from 6 exons.
GCAUAUUUUAGUCUGCAGAUAAUAAUAUAUCAUUUCGAUUUCGUCCGCGUGCAACUCUCGCCCAUAAUCAUAAUAUAAUUUAAUAAUAAUGAGAUAAAAUAAACACAAAUUAAUAUCAUAUUAUUAAAUAUUAAUGUAAUACCGUUACUCCGCGGUCGCCGCAGUCAUUUUACGUGACGCCGUGCUGAUCGCGAGCACGUCCUCCGCAACGAACGCUUCCGACGAAAACCGCGCGAGUCCUAUUACAAGAUAAUCGUACAAAUGAUUGUCAAUUUAAAAUAUCUGAAAAAACAAUGGUCGGACUUUCCCGCGUUCGGAAUCUCGUCGUUUAGUGUAUCGAACCCGGAUCCUCGCAAAACCUUGUACGGGUUCACGGCUUUGCAGUUGUGGUUUCAAUUGUUUUCAAUUAUACUGUUAGUCAACAGCUGCUUAUUAGAAUGGUACGUCGAAAAGGACGGCAAGAUGUCGAAUGAUCGAUGGAUCGGUUACGGUCAGUUUUACUUCAAUGCCUCUCUGCUAUUCCAAAUAUGUGACGUCAUAUUGUCAAUGUACGCGAGUUAUCAUUUACGAAAUGCCACGACCCGAUACAAUAACAUACAAGACGUCAGGAUAUGGCUAAUUGUCAACAACAUUUACCUCUUGUCGGCGAUAACGUGUUUUAUAUUCGUUUUGUCCAGAGUCGGGAGUGUCGUAAUAUGCAUUAAAUCGAUAACCAUAUUGAUAUUUGCCAAUUACAAGAUAUACAUCGUUCAUCAGAUUUACAAAGACGAAAAAUUGUCGUACAUUUUUUUGGAACAAGGUCCGCCUCUGUUACCCAAUUCACAAGAAUCUGUCGACGGAGAUAAUCUGUUGCCUCAGAAUUACAACACCGUGGAAACUGAAGUGGAAUCGUCAAAAAAAAUCACCUUCGAACCACUGCUCUACACGGCAAAUUAAUGCAACCGCAGAUAAUAAUAUAGACGGUUGUGUUGACAUUAUAAAUGGUAUAUUAAUAUUAAAAUAAAUUUCCAAUGCCUAUAUGGUUUUAAAUAGAUAAUAUUAUAUAGUUGAUUUAUUUCUAACUGUCGAUGAUUUGAUAACGAUACAAUACUGUAAGUGUUGUAUCUUGUAAGUUGUAAAUAUAAUAUAAUAUAACAUAACAUAAUAUACAAUAUACAUCAUAAUA